Mesocricetus auratus (golden hamster) is the source of this 2514-nucleotide messenger RNA. RefSeq names its product chromosome unknown C19orf12 homolog (gene CUNH19orf12). Bases 494 to 919 code for a protein of 141 amino acids. The record is from RefSeq and is a predicted model, not a curated record. NCBI's taxonomy places the organism in Eukaryota, Metazoa, Chordata, Mammalia, Rodentia, Cricetidae. The transcript is spliced from 4 exons.
UCGCUGUACCUACGGGCCUCUCUUGUUUUUGCUACUCUUUGCUCUCCUCCCAAGCUGCCUCCCUUGGACUGCAAGUGGAGUGGGCUCCUUGGUAGCCUGAGAAGGUCUGAGAGCUAGGCCAGCCCUUGUGCGCCCCACGCAGGCCUCAGUGUUAGCUCAACCCCCUGCAGCAUCUUCCACGCCCAAGACUCCGGGGGUGGGGUGGGGAGACGCUGCAGGUCACAGACCCAGCGCAAAGGGUGCCCGGAGAGGACCUUCCAGGAGCGACCCGGGAUCCUAGACGCCUUGCCCAGCUUGAGGACCCGGACCCGAGGAGACCCAAGGCACUUCGACCCGGAAGGCCCGCAGAGCCGGAAGGCGGGAGGGCGGAGCCAGGGAGGGUGGCGGUGUCCUGUGAGCGCCUCCCUGGCGCUAGCAAAGCGGAGCCGGCAGAGCGGAGCGAGCCUCAGUGUCCCCGCGGUUCCAGACACCAGCACGGUAAAGGUCUGCCGACAUGCCCAUCGUGGUGGAUGACGUCAUGAAGCUCCUGUGUUCGGUUUCCCAGGAGAGAAAUAUGAAGGCGGCCGUCAAACACUCCGGGAGGGGUGCCUUGGUUGUGGGGACAGUGGCCUUCGUCGGUGGUGUCGUUGGUGGCCCACCGGGACUUGCUCUUGGGGGGGCAGUUGGGGGCCUGUUAGGUGCCUGGAUGACGAGUGGACAGUUUAAGCCAGUUCCUCAGAUCCUAAUGGAGCUGCCCCCUGCUGAACAGCAGAAACUCGUUAACGAAGCCACGGCCAUCAUCAGGAACUUGGACUGGACAGACGCUGUACAGCUCACUGCUCUGGUCAUGAGCAACCAGGCCAUGCAGCAAAAGCUCUUGGCCGUGCUAGCCACCUAUAUCACCAAGGAGCUGCAGGCGGAGAUCCGUUAUGAUGACUAGGCCACUCUCCCUGGGGGAUGACUUUAUGGCUUCUCGAGGGGUGACCUGGGAAUCAGGGAUGCCUGGGGGGUACCUCUGAGAAACCUGCGUAUUGUCAGCAUUGACUAUAAGCUGGAGUACGAGUACAUCCUGUUGGACUGUCCCCCGCUGGAGAUGCGUGUGCUAUGGAAAGAUUCAGGCUGUUGGCGUCCACAAACAGCUUGGGAGUUCUGAUCCUGUGGCUCUAACAGAAGUUGGCUGUCCAGCUGUGCCGAAUGCCCCUCUUCCUGUGAAGAGGACCUCUAGGUACCUGUCACAGGGUUUUAGACCCCCAUAGACUCUGGGGUCUUGGGGUGCAGAGUCAACUCUUGCCAGGGUUAUGCUUACUUGCCUUGUGUUCCCCGUCUUCCUCCAAGGACUUCCCAGUGGUCUCAGGAUGACAGUGGUCCCUACUUUGAGUGAAACCACAGAUGCCAGGCAGUUUCUGUGCUCUGCCACUGUCUAUGACCCAAGGCUCUCUUGAGUAACUUGGGCUAAACUUCUAGAGUCUUUUGCCUUCUUAUGGACAAUCAUGGCACUUAUUUAUCUUCUACUUUUAUUGUCAAUUCUGGGCCCUUUUUAUUCUCUAUACUUUUGUAGUCACUGUGUUGCCUGGGCUGGCCUUGAACUCCUGGACUCAAGUGAUUUUGCUACGUAGCUGGGACUGUAGGCUUGCGCCGCCAUGCCCAGCUUUACCUCAUAGGCUGUUCUCUGUGCCUAUCUAAGUUAGUUCUUCCAUGCUCAGUUCCCUCUCUACACUGGCCGCAAUCUCCAAUUCACUUGUGUGAAAAGACAAAACUAACAAUGAGUCGAGUUCAAAGACCCUAACUGAGCGAGGUGCUGUGAGGCACACCCCACGGCCCCAGAUAAGUGAAAGGCCAAAGCGAGAGCAUCCUUGAGCCCAGGAAUUCAAGGCCAACCCGGACAACAUAGAGGAAGCUGGGAGAUAGGAGUUGGGGACAUAAAUCACUGCCUUACUUGGCUUUUAUUUGCUGUCACAGAGUCAAGAUGCAGUGAGUGUCCUGAUGCAUUAGAUCGAGGAGGUUGACAGAGGAGACCAAGGGAAGGGCAGAAACAACAGUGCCACUAAAGUUAACCCAUGGGUAGACGCCUUAUCACCUGGAUUGCACCCGGCCGGCUGUGUAAGGAUUUGGCUAGCUUCUCCUUGAUUUACCUAAAUGACAAUGGCUCAAACCUGAUAAGUAGCUUGUUUGGUUUUUUUUUUUUUCCUUGUGGUGCCGUGGAUAGAACUCAGGGCCCUGCACAAGCUAGGCAAAUACCACCAGUGAGCCCUACUCCCAGCCCGCUUUUGAUAGAUUCAAGGCAAGUGUUGUAAAGCUAAGCUGAGUCCCAGACCUUGAGUGACUCAGUUUGGAUUUGGCCAGUUGGUCCUAGUACUGGAGCCCAACUAAUGAUGUCAUACACUGGAUUAAACAUUUGAUACUUCUUCUUAUCCCCCCUCAGGGAGGGCAGGAGCUGUGUGUCUUGGUCACCCCUCCUAUCUCCAGCUUGCUCCUGCUUGGCACCGUGUGGCUUUUAUGUGGUGGACACUGAAUAAACAUAUAUUUUUAAUGCUA